AUGAAUCUUCUUCUCAUUUUUCCCCUUCUCAAUUUUCUUCUACUUCAAUUUACAAAUUUAAUUAACUGCCAACACCAAUCCUUUGCAAACACAAAAUUUGAAUUGCCUGAAACAUUACCAGAAGAAGAACAAAAUAUGGUUGAAAUUGCAGCUAAUCAAGAUAUUACACCAGAGACACAACCCCCCACACCCCCACCCCCGACAACACCCACACCCACACCACCACCGCCAACAGAGACAACAACAGAAUUAACAACAACUCUUCCGACAACAACGACUCUACCAACAACAACAACACUCCUAACAACAAUUAAUAAUACACAAACACAACAGCAACAAAAAACACCAUUACCAGUACUUCCUAAUCUUGUUGAGUUACCCAGAUUUGUUGAGAGAGGGAAUGUUCAGCCAAUAACAGUCCCCCCAUCACUUGUUGAAAACAACAAUAAUGGAAACACUCAAAAGUCCAUUUCUUCAUCUACUACUAUACGACCCCAAAAAUUAACUAAAGGAAAACAAAAUAAUUCUUCAAAUAAAUCAACUGCUUGGGGUGUAUUAGAUCAAAAAUGGGAAAGUUGGUUUAGACAGGAUUUUGAUAUUACAAGUAAGUUGGAAAAAUAA
Molecule: messenger RNA, 621 nt
Organism: Meloidogyne enterolobii
Lineage: Eukaryota; Metazoa; Nematoda; Chromadorea; Rhabditida; Meloidogynidae
Source: the annotation of a GenBank genome assembly